AUGGGCCUUGAUCCAAGUGAAUCAUUCAGACAACUUCGUCCCAUAUGCAUUAAGUUGUCGAAGGAGCCAUCUCCUCAAAAUAUAAAGGAUCUCGAAUGCAAACUACGAACUGUAGAUGCCACUCAUCUAUCCCAGCUAGUGGAGUAUGUACUGUUUCCACUGAAACUUGCGCUACAGAGCACUAAUGCUACAAAUGAAUUGCAAGAAACUGCUGUUGGAUGCAUGGAAACUCUGUUUACACGCGCUUGUGUUUCCCAGCUGGGCACUUUUGAAGAGAUUUUUAGUUAUUUGUGUAUGCUUCUGAAUUCAAAAGAUAAUGGUCUCGGUCAAGUUGCUGAUAUACCAGAAGAACUGAAACUCGCUAUCGUAAAUUGCCUGUCUUGUCUGAUCCAACACACUUCUCUGGUUGUUAAAGGUGCUUUCUUUUCA
Porites evermanni is the source of this 429-nucleotide messenger RNA. Lineage: Eukaryota; Metazoa; Cnidaria; Anthozoa; Scleractinia; Poritidae. The record is from the annotation of a GenBank genome assembly.